Messenger RNA from Pundamilia nyererei, 1583 nucleotides. Its product is annotated as butyrophilin subfamily 2 member A1-like. The coding region runs from base 185 to 1510 and encodes 441 amino acids. Gene Ontology annotation, cellular component: external side of plasma membrane. The transcript has 6 exons. Gene Ontology annotation, molecular function: signaling receptor binding. Lineage: Eukaryota; Metazoa; Chordata; Actinopteri; Cichliformes; Cichlidae. The record is from RefSeq and is a predicted model, not a curated record. Gene Ontology annotation, biological process: T cell receptor signaling pathway; regulation of cytokine production.
ACUGCAAGUCUCGAAUUGGAGGCUGGCUUGACACCAGUUUCCUUUUUAGCCAAACUGUAGUUCGUCAUUUUGCUUCAGGCUCUUCCCCGGAGAGGAUGUACGAAAGAGUUUAAGAAAGUUCGGGACCUUUUUUCCUUUUUUAAAUCCCGUGGAUCCACUGGGUCACUUUUUCUGUGUUUCAUCCAUGAGUAUCUCUGUGCUCUUGCUGCUCGUCGCCGCACACUCCUCUUGCACAGGAACAGCGGCCUCAGCAAACAAUGUACCAAAGAUCGUAGCCUCUGCAGGUGAAACUGUCCUCCUGCCCUGCAGCACCACUGCUAGCGACAAUGUACCAACAGUAGAGUGGAGUAGGGAGGGUUUACCUCCAGAUAUUGCCUUCCUGUACCGAGAUGGAUGUGAGACCUUCGAGAUGAAGAAUCCAGUCUUUCAGUACAGAACAAACCUCAUCAGGGAUAAACUUCACCAUGGAAACCUGUCAAUGGUGAUGUCCAACGUGCAGCGAAAUGACAGUGGAAAAUACCAGUGUGCGAUUGUUAGGAACCCGAAAACAGUCAUCGCAAGAGUGGAGCUGUUUGUAGGUGCUGUUUCUGAGCCGACACUCUCAAUUGUUCCAGAUGUGGGAGGUGGACUGACUCUGCAGUGUGAGGCCAGGUGUUGGUUUCCUGAGCCUACGAUUAGAUUUCUUGAUGCUCAGGGAAAUGAAAUCAGUGCUGAAGACCCAAAGAGAGAUAAAGAGUCUUUGGGAUGCUUCACCGUCAAAAGAAGAGUCACUCUGCAGACUGCUACCAACAGGGUCACCUGCAGAGUUCACCAGCCUGAGGUAAACCAGACCAGGGACUCAGAGAUUUACAUAUCAGAUGAAUGCAUGAAAUCCUCCACUCGAAUCAUCGCAACUGCUGUGGUGACGACCAUCAUGGUGCACACAGUAAUCUGUGUUUUUACUUUGCUCUUUUUAGUCCAGAGAGGUUACUUGUCUGUGGGACGACAAAAAUCGAGCUUGGAGAAAGACGAGAUCAAGCGAUUAACUAAAGAGCUGAACGACCUCAAAUCCAGGCAGAGUCCAGCACAACAGUCCAGCCAGUCCUCAAAUAACCCUAGAUCCUCACCAGGCACCUCUGAAUGUGGCAUCCCACCCCCACCAAAGUCUCCCUACCAAAGCAAGCCCCUUAAGCCAGCAUCCUCAGCCAACGGCAGCCAUCCAAAAUCUGGCACCUUACCCCAGACUAAGGACUCAAAACCUGUUGCGUUAAGACAAAAUCCAGCACGCAGCCCACAGAUAAGAAGAAGCAGUUAUGGCGGCAGUUCUGCUGUCUCAAUAACUAAUGAUGCUGUGUCAUUCACUCCUCUAGAUUCAAAAGAAAAGCCUUUUCCCCGUUCAACUAGUCUGUCUGUGAAACGGACUCAUGGAGUCAUUCCAAGGUCUCCACGCAGGAAUACUCUCUCAGGCAUUUCUAACAACCCAUACGGUGUCCUGGCAGAUUUAUCCGAAGAUGAAAAUCUGAUUGGAUAAAGAGUGAUAACUAAAUGUGAUCAGGCAGGUUUAAAAAUUGUAUAAAUAAUAAUAAUAAUAAUAAUAAUAAUAA